UGAAAUGUCCGAGUCACGACAACGGCACUCGGGCUGGAAGGGCAUACUAAACCAGAUAGGAAUCGGCGGGCGAGAGAGGGUGGGUGGUGCCACUGCAAUCCUACUUCUUCUGCUCUUCCACUGCCUUCCAGGUUUUCUUGGAAAUCUUUUGGUACAGAGGUUGGUACUCAGUAUGUCUACACUGGAAACGACUGAGGAAAGGAAUGUCGAUCGCUUUCCUUACACCAUAAAGAGGCCAAGAGUUGAUGCUGUUCGAGAAUUCCCGAUAGGAUGUGGGUUAUUUGAUGCUCGGGUGCUACCAAGCAAGUCUGAAGAUCGUGGCAUCAUAGACCAAUCGUCAAAUAUUGUUGGCCAUACGGAGAAGAAUGAUAAGGUGUAUGGGCUAUUUUCUCAGUCCUCUAGUGUUAUGAACAUACCAAUGGACAAUUGCCUCUCACCUCGAAAGAUGUUUAGAAGUAUUCCCGUUGAGCGGGAUUUUCCCCAAGGUUGUGGAAGGGUGGUGCCUUCUUCUUUGAGAAAUAAACAUGCAAAUGAUAGGAGCUCGUCUUUAUUGGUCAAGGAUGCUAAGCUCAAGAAGGAUGUUAUUAAUCAUGAGUUGAGUGUUGAUGGCGUGGAUGACGUACAUGUAGCCCAGCGUUGCAAGGUGAAGGAGGCUUUGGGUGCAUAUCAAGAGCUAUUGACUAAGCUUUCACAAGAAUACGCUAAAAAGUCCGACAAAAAUGUUGGUUGUAAGAUUCAUAUGGAAAUCGUAAUGCGUCUUAAAGAGCAAGGAAAGUGUUUUAACACAAGGAAACAAUUAGGACCCAUUCCAGGAGUUGAAGUUGGCGAUGAGUUUCAAUACAGGGCUCAACUAGUUAUUAUUGGCCUUCAUCAUCCUUAUCAAAAUGGUAUUGAUUACAUGACGAAGGAUGGGAAAAGUGUGGCCACUAGCAUUGUGGAUUCAGGGCGUUAUGGCAACCAUGUAGAGUCUUCUGAUAUCUUUAUAUAUUCAGGUGAAGGUGGAAAUUCGAUGGUCAAGGGUGAAGAACCAAAGGAUCAAAAACUUGAACGUGGAAACCUUGCACUAAAGAAUAGCAUUGAAGAAGGAACUCCUGUAAGGGUAAUUCAUAAACGUUUAGAGGUGGGUACUAAUAGCAGAUCUUCCACGACUUAUGUUUAUGAUGGUCUCUACAAAGUGGUUGAAUUUUGGCAAGAAAGAGAAAAAUUUGGUAAAAUGGUCUUUAAGUUCUCAUUGAGAAGGUGUUUGGGGCAACCACGACUCACAUUGGGAAAAGUUUUGGACAAGUCGAAGAUGGCAAUAGUUUCAAAGGGUGGUGUUUGUAAAAAUGAUAUCUCCGAAGGGAAAGAGAGGAUGCCUAUUCGAAUGGUCAAUGAAAUAGAUGAUGAGAGUACUCCAUUUUUCAAUUACACAUGCAAUAUCAUUUAUCCAAAUUUCUUCAAGGCGGUCGCACAAAGGGGUUGUCAUUGCCUUGAUGGAUGCUCCGCAUCUGACCCAUGUUUUUGUGUAAUGAAGAACGGAGGGGUUUUGCCGUAUGAUAACAAUGGACAUCGAACAAACAAGAAUGCCCUUGUGUAUGAAUGUGGUCCUUUGUGUAAGUGCCCUUCUUCUUGCAAAAACAGAGUGAGUCAACAUGGCAUUCGUUUUAGACUUGAAGUCUUCAGGACUAAAUCAAAAGGAUGGGGUGUUAGAUCACACUCGUUUAUUCAAGAGGGAAGUUUUAUAUGCGAGUAUGCAGGAGAAAUACUUCAAGAUAAUGACGACUUUGCUAUUAGUUCCGCGGAACAUGGGAACGUUGGAAGAUUCGUCAAUCAUAGUAGCUGUCCUAAUCUAUUUUGCCAAGCUAUCCUCUAUGAUCACGACGACUUGAGAAUGCCGCACAUGAUGUUAUUCUCCAAGAAGAACAUAGCACCAAAACAAGAGUUAACUUGUGAUUAUAAUUCUAGUGGGCGAAAGUUUGUAAUCUAAGAUGGGUACAAGAGCUAGCUUGUGAUUAUAGGUCUAGUGGGGAAAGUAUGUAAUGGAAGAUGGGUUUUCAAGAUGAGAUUUUGUUGUUGUGGUCGGAUGUCCUAAUGGUUAGUUUGGGAUGUCUUGGUGAUUAGUGAAAGUAAAUAUUAUUACAAGACUUCCAUGAAAUUACCUUUUGUCUUGGUUGAAUUGAAUGCUUGCUUA
Pyrus x bretschneideri (Chinese white pear) is the source of this 2170-nucleotide messenger RNA. RefSeq names its product histone-lysine N-methyltransferase, H3 lysine-9 specific SUVH5-like. Gene Ontology annotation, cellular component: nucleus. The coding region runs from base 5 to 1966 and encodes 653 amino acids. Lineage: Eukaryota; Viridiplantae; Streptophyta; Magnoliopsida; Rosales; Rosaceae. The transcript is spliced from 3 exons. Gene Ontology annotation, molecular function: protein binding; zinc ion binding; histone methyltransferase activity. The record is from RefSeq and is a predicted model, not a curated record.